AUGGCAGAGCCUUCAAGUUCCGCCGCAGCACAGGAGCCGUCUGCUGGGCGUGCCGAGAUCAAACCGUCUACCGCAGGUGAAGGACAUCGAAAGCGCAAUCGGAUCAGAUUCUCCUGCAGCCACUGCCGCGAAAAAAAGCUCAAGUGCAAUCGAGCGUCGCCUUGCGAUCAGUGCAUCAAGCGCGAUAUUGUCGCCUCUUGCGACUAUGUGCCAUACCUCUAUCCGCGCACAGCCACGAGGCAACCGGCACCGGUCCCUCAAGCGUCCAGUCAGCCCCAGGGGCUCGCUGACACGCCCACGCUGCAGGCUAAGCUUAAACAUCUGGAAGAUGUCUUGAGCGAUGUUCGAGCAAAACUCGCUGAGCGCGGCAUCGUCAUGGACGAUGUUUUCGGCCAAAAGGGUGGUAGUUUGUACGGCCGAACGCGCUUGCCUGAGACUCCAAGUGAUCUGAGCGGCAUCAAGGAACCAACCCCCGCUGGACCGAUGGUUGAUAAACUGCGCUACGUGGACUCCGCCAACUGGGAAGCCAUUCUCGAUGAUGUCACCAGGCUCACCGACGAGCUCAAGACGACCGACACUGGUCACGGGGAGAGGGAAGAUGACGAUGCUGACGAUCUCGACUCAGCAUUCGCGAGUACCGAAGGGCCGGUCUUGCUGUUGGGGACCUUCCCUCCAGCAACUACGCAAGACCUCAUGGAUUAUCUUCCGCAAAAAGACAUCACCGACCGUCUCAUUGCUCGGUUCUUCAAGGGCAAGGAGCCGGCAUGGUGCGAUGAAGAGGUUCCUGGCAAUAUCGGACCCCCACAGUAUAUCCUUGAUCUCUAUCGGAUCAGAUCCGCGCAGUGUCUCGCCCUCGAUGACUACACUAAGCCCGGGAAGUACAAAGUUGAAGCACUAAUUCUCUACUUUGGUACUGAAUACCUCCGGCUGAGCGAUGCUCAGCGAGGCACAUCCAUCAUGAUGGCCAUCAUCGUCAGAUUGGCCAUGCACUCUGGCUUGCAUCGGGACCCCAAGCACUUCCAAGGGCUUACUGUGUUUGAGCAUGAGAUGCGAAAGAGACUCUGGACUAUUCUCGUCGAAAUUGAUGUGCUGGUGGCCUUCCAGUUCGGCUUGCCCGGCAACGUACAACACAGGUACUUCGACACCGGACUGCCCCACAACCUGCAUGACGAAGACUUUGACGAGACGACGACGGAGCUGCCGCUGGAGCGGCCCCUCACCGAGAGAACUCCUGCCCUAUAUACGAUCGUGAAGUCAAGGCUCGUUGUUGCCUUUGGCGAUAUCCUCGCGAGAAUGGCCGACAGAGACAGUCCAACCUACGGAGAAGUCCUGCGCCUCAAUGAUCAAUUGGAGAAGGCUCACGAGGACAUACCCCCCGUCCUCCGAGCGCGAUCCUUCAGCCUUUCGAUUGGUGACCCGAUUGAUCUCAUCAUGCAAAGGCUGUGGAUUGAACUAAUGUACCUGAAAGCUCGUAUCGUUCUGCACCGUCGCUACUUCGCUCUGGGACGCAAUGACCAACGCUACGCUCCCUCUCGGUUCAACUGCAUUGACGCUGCUACCAAGACCCUCGAGUAUCAAUUUGACGUGAACACCGAGAUACAGCCUGGGGGUCGCCUUUCCAAAGAGAGAUGGUUCUUGUCGAGCCUAAGCACGCACGAUUUUCUUCUGGCGAACAUGAUGCUGUGCCUCGAGUUAUCAUUCCUGCUGCGAGCGUCGACUCCCAGCGACGCAGCGGUUGCGGCAGAGCCCAUCGAGAAGGACAGGCUGCUGCACAUACUCCGUACCUCACGUGGAAUUUGGGGCUCGAUGCGAACUCAAUCGGCCGAGGCAAGCCGCGCAUUCAAGAUCCUAUCUCGGAUGCUGACCAUUUCCACGGGCACGCAGUACGAAAGCAGCCCAGACUCGGCUGCUGAUGGGAACGCGCAGCCUGGCGGAGUGGAUCUGAAUCAGCGGCCUUCCUAUCAGUUCGCCUCUGGCAUGGGUAGCGAUAUAGACUGGGCCAAGGGCACGGGCUGGUUGAGCAAGGCCCUCUGUACGAUUACGGCGCCGUGGUUCGACACGGCAGCUUCAAUGCCAGGAUGCCAGGUUUACUGA
This is a messenger RNA of Verticillium dahliae VdLs.17, 2094 nucleotides long. Its product is annotated as fungal specific transcription factor domain-containing protein. The transcript is spliced from 6 exons. Gene Ontology annotation, cellular component: nucleus. NCBI's taxonomy places the organism in Eukaryota, Fungi, Ascomycota, Sordariomycetes, Glomerellales, Plectosphaerellaceae. Bases 1 to 2094 code for a protein of 697 amino acids. The record is from RefSeq and is a predicted model, not a curated record. Gene Ontology annotation, biological process: regulation of DNA-templated transcription; DNA-templated transcription. Gene Ontology annotation, molecular function: DNA-binding transcription factor activity, RNA polymerase II-specific; DNA binding; zinc ion binding.